CAACAUUGUGUGAUCCUGACAUAUACAUGUGCGACCUUCGUUCGUUUUGUGCAGUAGAAAGGAAAUCGUGGACAAGAGCUCGGGGAAGUUAGUGCGAGGAUGAGUCCGUGGAAACGGCUCCAAUGAGAUGUUCAGCUCUAGAAUCGUCUCGCAACCUUCAGGUCACUAUUGGCUUGGGAUUAGUUAGAAGGGCGAUGGAGUUGUUAUCGCACCUGCUCCAUCGUCGUCGUCGUUGUCAGCAGCAGCAAUAUUGCGAAAUCAGGAGACGACCGCAACUCAGCGGUAGCGGAAGGCAGCGACCGCUCAACUCGACGAAGUCACGUUAACUCCCUCUUCUCUCUCGCUCCACGUGACGGGCGAUGGAACGAUUCAAGUGAAAGGGUCGUUCCUGUGGGGCCAUGACCCCCGGGGCGACUAGCCUGGAUGCGGAGGGCCUCGGUCCCUCCUGCUCGGAUCUACACAACGCCACCGGUCAGGAAGCUGCGGUACCCGUCGGCACCACUCGCACGCUGCUACAAAGAUGCUAUCAACAUCUCAAGACUUCGGGCGUGGGGGAGGCAUCAGUGUACCAUGCGCUAGUCGUCAUAUUCCUGGAGUUCUUCGCAUGGGGCCUUCUGACUAUGCCCGUGAUCUCGGUGUUGAACGAGACUUUCCCGGAUCACACAUUUCUCAUGAAUGGACUCAUAAUGGGCAUCAAAGGUAUACUGUCGUUCCUUUCGGCACCGCUGAUAGGCGCCUUAUCGGAUGUUUGGGGCCGCAAGUUCUUUCUCCUGAUAACGGUGGCCUUUACGUGCGCCCCCAUACCCCUUAUGAGCAUCAACACCUGGUGGUUCUUCGCGAUGAUAUCGAUAAGUGGGGUGUUUGCCUGUACGUUCUCCGUCGUAUUUGCCUACGUUGCCGACAUCACCGAGGAGAGCCAGAGGUCUAAAGCCUAUGGAAGAGUCUCGGCGACGUUCGCUGCGAGCAUGGUAAUAAGUCCAGCGAUGGGCGCCUUUACCAUGAGCACCUACGGCCAAAAUGUUGUGGUCGCUCUCGCGACCGCCAUCGCCAUCCUCGAUGUAUUCUUCAUUCUCGUAGCGGUGCCGGAGAGCCUGCCGGAAAAGGCAAGGCCACCAGCACCUAUUUCCUGGGAACAAGCUGAUCCGUUCGCCGCUCUCGGAAAGGUGGGGAAAGAUCACACCAUACUGAUGCUGUGCGUCACGGUGUUCCUAAGCUACCUGCCCGAAGCCGGCCAGUAUAGCUGCAUAUUCGUAUACUUGAAGCUCGCGAUGGGCUUCUCAGCAACGAUGGUUGCGAUAUUCAUAGCCGUCGUUGGUAUCCUCAGCGUAUUAGCCCAGAUUGUCCUGGGCCCUCUUAUGAGGACACUUGGCAGCAAACAUACGAUAAUGCUCGGACUCCUUUUUGAGCUGCUCCAGCUCAUGUGGUAUGGAUUUGGAUCACAAACAUGGAUGAUGUGGGCAGCUGGCAUACUAGCAUCGAUCUCCUCGAUCACCUACCCAGCUAUCUCAGCCUUCGUUUCAAUGCACUCGGACGCGGACAAGCAGGGUCUUGCCCAGGGCAUGGUGACAGGUAUGCGAGGUCUCUGCAACGGUCUUGGACCUGCCAUGUUUGGUGUUAUAUUCUACCUCUUCCAUGUGGAUCUUAACGAGAAGACGCCCUCGCUGCCCCUCAAACCGCCCCUCCUCGACGAAAAUAAUAACACGGGAACUGUUACGCACCUCGAUAUUAUGCCUCAGCUGGUACCAGGACCCCCAUUUGUAUUUGGUGCAUUAUUGGUAAUUUGCGCGCUAUUAGUAGCUGCCUUUAUUCCGGAAUCAACUCCGAUGAUAACGGGGCAGCUGCAUCAUUCUUCUACCUCCCGGAGGCCUUCCGGUAAAUACGCAUAUCAAAAAUGUACGUUACAACUUACCACCAUACAAACUGAGAAGGAUAAUCCUGGUGGCCUCUCGCUAGAUGUUCACUAUGAAACCGAUAGGAUAAGCAGCGGCAGAGGUAAAGUCGGACCCCUGUCUCCACUAGUCGACGGCUGUAACUCCGCAGUUCUUUAACCAAUGCUCGAGGCCGGAAGGCGCCAACAGGCCAGACACAAGAGUUUGUUGCCAGUCUAGGCGACACGGCUCACUCCAUCGUUCCCUCCCUCGUUCCCAAUCCCUACUAACCUCGAUGAUCAUCGGAGAUAGAGUGGCACCAGAAACAAGCUCAUGACGUUACACUGAUGCGCCGAGUAUGUUUGGUAGCAUACUUGACUGACCCAUCGGUGAAAACGCACAUUGAUCGUCAUGUACGUUCACACACCAAUGCAACCGAACAACAUAUGAGGGCACUGGGAACAAGAUUGUCUGGGACAACGGAUUUUCAACGUUGGGGCCUUCGUGGUUUAUGUAUCGUGCGAACGGGCGAGUAUCAAGAUUAGGUGAUAUUAACCAACCCUUCUUUUCGUGUACUAAACUAACGGAUACUUUAGUUUAAAUUACAAGAACAAUUUUUCUGGUGUUUUUUUCCUUUAUAAUUAUCUGCCAAAGUUUUAAAGCACUGUGAAAUAAAAGAUCGAUAUUAAAAAUAGUUUGUUUAUAUGCUUAAAUAACUACAAAUAUACAAUUUCGUAGAAGGUCGUUGUGUUGCCUUACGCACUAUUACUGAUUAACGAGAAGACUGGUAUUGUAAUAAUUGCUUGUACAAACCUUUUUUCUGCUUGAUCCAAGUUUUUUAACUUGCGAUAUUCGAGAGCCCAUAGUUAUUUUAAAUUGAUGAAACUUAUAUUUAUGCAGACUAACACUGGGGCUGUAAUUUUCAUCGUAAUGCCAUUUGCAUUAAGUCUGGAACAUGUGAAGGUUGAGAUUCGAUUUUAAUGUAGAGUUUCUUGAUAUUUUCUAUUUUUAAAUAAUUACAUCAUCUGAUUCGGAGUCAAUCUAGUGGUCUGCUACAUUGCAUUGAACGACUAAUCGUUUUAACUACAUUUGUGGUUGAAACAAAAUUGUUGUCAAGAAUUUAAGAAUAAAGCAGGCAUUCAUAGAUAUUGAGAUACAAUGCAUAUAUUGAUUUAUUGAAUGACACUAAACUUGAAUAUUUUAUUGUAUAUUGUUUGUAUAAAUGGGUUACUCGGUCUAUCAAUAUAUUUUUAGCAGAGAGGAUAUUAUGAAUGGGUAAAAGAUAACAUUACUAGUAUUAUCUAUUGUAAACUUAAUCCAUCCAUUUUAAUAUACUAUCGCAUUAUUGUAUAGGUUUAUGAAAUAUUGUUAUUUUCAAACCCAAAAAAAAAAUGGCCGACAUUAAUGCAUUAAUAGCUUAUUCUAUCCCUGUAGUACAAAAUAUCCUAGAAUAAUAAU
Messenger RNA from Ceratosolen solmsi marchali, 3326 nucleotides. RefSeq names its product hippocampus abundant transcript 1 protein. Gene Ontology annotation, molecular function: transmembrane transporter activity. Gene Ontology annotation, biological process: transmembrane transport. The record is from RefSeq and is a predicted model, not a curated record. The coding region runs from base 399 to 2048 and encodes 549 amino acids. Gene Ontology annotation, cellular component: membrane. The transcript is spliced from 7 exons. Lineage: Eukaryota; Metazoa; Arthropoda; Insecta; Hymenoptera; Agaonidae.